AUGAGUCCAGCAAAUAUUACACUAUGGGCUCGAGGUACAGCGAGUGAUCUCGAGUCGGUUCCAGACACCUUUUCGAGCUGGGACAAAUGUAUGGCCAAAUCGUACUGCAACUGUUGUUGUCCGUCAGGCAGGCGGAGAAACAAAACGCCUAAACACUUUGACGACUUCCACCAAUCUCCACCUGCUCCCAAUCCUGUCUAUCAACCGCCACCAGCCCCACCCUCCUAUCGUGGUGCGCAACAGAGCGCGCCCUCCUUCCGCAGCGCGCAGCAGACUGCGCAUUUCGAUGCGCCUAAGUCUCCGGCUCAUGUCAAUGAGGACGCCCUGCCUGAGAUGCCUACCUGGGCUGGUGCCGUUGACAAGCAUGUUGAAGACCCAAAUCAUCGUGACGAUGUUGAAAUGGAGCCAUUGAAUCCCCCGGACCGAAAACAGGCCGGCACACCUGGUGUCGCUUACACUGACUAUUCACCCAACCCAACCAUGGGCGCCGCGGCGGCGGGAUACAGAGGAUUUGGGCCUACCGAUCCGCGUGCACGUCGGUCUCCCGGCCCAGGAGCGGCAUUGAAUCCCAUCCAAGAUCCCUAUGGCCGACGUUCGCCGGGCACACCUUCCCCCAGGGGAGCCAUUGAUCCUUAUGGGAGAAGAUCCCCGGGCCCGGCGGCACUCAGUGCUGCCCAGGAUCCAUACGGCCGACGUUCCCCCGGCCCAGCAGCGUUGGCUGCCACUCAAGAUCCGUACGGGCGCCGCUCACCUGGCAUGUCACCGGCCCCAGCGGCUGGCUAUGGCGCCGCAGCCCACGACCUCUAUGGCUCGCGCUCUCCGGGCGUGACAUCUCCUGUCGGUGCACCAGUUCACAACCCUUACGACCAGCAACAAUACCAAGACUCCUACGAUGACCACUCGUAUGGCGCAGGCAAUGGUUACCACGCCCCCCGUGCCAAUGGCCUUCUCUCCAUCUUCGGAGAUAGAGCCAUUCCCGCAGCCGCGGCUCCAACGCCAGGCUUCCAGCGCCAGCCAUCUUUCGGCUCUAGCCAGUAUCCCCCAACCUACACCUCCCAGCCUCCAUACCGCGGCUUCUCCCCCGCUCCUUCUUCCCCCCCUCCUGCCUUCUCGGCUGCUUCGCCCUCAGAGUACGCUACCUACAACCCCCACGCCAACACCAUCCCCAUUCCCGAGCCCGACAACACCAGACCUCCGAGUCUGUUGCAGAGCGGUAAAAAGCCUACCGUCAAUGCUUCUAGCAACUUUUGA
Penicillium mononematosum is the source of this 1251-nucleotide messenger RNA. RefSeq lists its product as uncharacterized. Bases 1 to 1251 code for a protein of 416 amino acids. The record is from RefSeq and is a predicted model, not a curated record. The transcript is spliced from 3 exons. Gene Ontology annotation, cellular component: plasma membrane; cellular bud neck. Lineage: Eukaryota; Fungi; Ascomycota; Eurotiomycetes; Eurotiales; Aspergillaceae.